GCCUUGUCCUGCUGCUAUGAUGAGGAAGAUUCUCUGGUUAUUGCACUCACUCAGGGGGCUGUAAUGCUAUUGCUUCACAUUGUUUAUUGCUUCUGUUGUUUGUUUUUGUCCCACUGCCUCUUUAUUACACCACAGAGGGGUACCGCUCUCACAGGCUCCCGAAUCUGGACUUAUGAUGCUUCGACAUGUGAUUUUUCAUUCUGAAGCUGCUUACGUUUCAGCUUAAUCAAAGUGAACUCCUUUAAUUGUGUUUGUUUAGUGAGGUCAGAUUGAUUGAGUUGUAGAUGUCCAAAUGUGGAGUAGCUUCCUCCUUCCCUCUGCUCGUGGUCCUGCCCGCCUCUUUCUCUUUGAUGAUGGUGGGGUUUCUGUUCUGUGAGCUCAGCAACUUUAUUUCUGUGCGUGUAAUCCCCCCGCUCCGGGCGCCAGCAUAUAAAAGCAACAAAGAGGCCGCGAGCCUUUUCAGCAUCGUCACCUUCCCGAGUCCACUCCUGUACGCACACACUGCCGCAGUCAUGUCUGCUGGAGGAGAGAAGUCCAAGACUGCUUCCCAGACUGAUGGGAAAGCUGCUCAGAGCAAGAGAUCGGAGAUGGGCAUGGUGUCCUACAAGAUGUGCGUCUACGAUCAGGAGAACUUCCAGGGCCGCUGCAUGGAGAUCAAUGCCGAGUGUGUGAACGUGUGCGACAUGGGCAUGGACAGGGUGCGCUCCCUGCGCGUCCACUGUGGGCCCUUCGUGGGCUUUGAACAGAUGAACUUCUGUGGGGAAAUGUUCAUUUUGGAGAAAGGAGAGUAUCCUCGCUGGGACUCCUGGAGCAACUGUCAGAAGAAUGACUACCUGCUGUCCUUUAGACCUGUUCGAAUGGACCCUGAGAAGCACAAGAUCUGUCUGUAUGAAGUUGGAGAGUACAAAGGUCGCAAGAUGGAGAUCAUGGACGAUGAUGUCCCCAGCCUGUUUUCUUAUGGCUUCACAGACAGAGUGGGCAGUAUCUUGGUCAGCUGUGGAACCUGGGUUGGCUAUCAGUUCCCUGGCUACCGAGGCAGCCAGUACGUGCUGGAGAAGGGUGAUUACAGGCAUUUCAAUGAGUUUGGUGCUCGCUGCCCUCAGAUGCAGUCUAUCAGACGCAUCCGGGACAUGCAGUGGCAUCCCCACGGCUGCUACAACUGAAGCCCUGCCAGGAAGACGGGCCACCAGUGGAAACUGGGAGGCCGAACCCACAAGAUGGAGAAAGGGUCAAAAAAAGAGGAGGUUCCCUCCAAACCUGUUUUCAGUUUGCAAGCAGAAUGAAGGGAUGACUCAAAGUGUUUAACAGUUGUCGCUAACAGGAGAUCAGUUCAGAUAUUCCAGAUUAUGAGGACUCUCCAUUUUUGUUCUUCCUGUCUCUCUGUCUGUUUGUCAGCUCUGGGCUUCUCGCCUUCCCCUCCUUCUCCACCUCAUAUUCUCUCUUUUAUGUUUCACCUACGUCAGCCAUCACGCAACCCAUUGGAGCCUGGCUGAGGGUGUGCAGGUUUAGGUUUGUUCUGCUUUGUGUGAAAAACUGAGACGGAAGAAAGCGACAAAGAGACAACUUGAGGCAAAUUAUCUGUACACAGGAUCUGCUGCCAAAUCAUCUGACUCCAAUAAAGCAUCUCAUAUUCUGCUUCACCUGAAUUGGUUUUUUUUUAACAAAUGUGUCUGCGACAUUCGAUUUCUCUAAAAUAUUAUUAUAUUUUUUAAAUGUUUCUCAACUGAAAUCUGCACACUGACCCCAAAUCUGAUGUUAUAAGUGUCAUAGUCUUCAUUUGGAUACACUAAACUCUAACAAAAUAGAAAUAAUUACAUUAGACAACCAUCCCAAAAAAGAAGCAAUAAAAAGGAGAGUUUUGUUAAAAGUAUGAAUACAAAACUUUGAUAAUCCACCCUGAUAAAAUGGGUUUGAUGUCUUAAUCAAGCAUAAGAAAUUAAAUAGUAAAGGUUUUGUUCCACUAAGCAUAAUCUUUUGAUGGAAUUAAAGUAAUUACUCACUUGUUAUGUCAAAAUUCAAUCACUAUUUAUUAUCAUGGGUUUGCCAUUUUAUCCAAAUCUACAAUUCCAAAAUCCAGAACCCUUGAAAACUUCUCCGAAGUAUCUACAAAAAAAACAGUGAGCAUCAAUGAUCACUAGAUUUGCAAAUAUAGACACUGUGUUUGAACAAUCUUUCAUGAGAAUUUUUUUUCUUUUUUUUUUAAUAAACCAUCCAAGUUUUUAAACAUCAGAACACAACAGAUUCAUAAAUAUUCUUCAUAAAAUCUUGAUAUUUAUUAGGUUUUUGCGUCAGGAAAACUGUGAAGUCAAAUAAAAAAAAAAAA
Oryzias melastigma (Indian medaka) is the source of this 2323-nucleotide messenger RNA. It is a transcript of the gene crybb1l2, whose product is annotated as crystallin, beta B1, like 2. The transcript has 6 exons. Bases 285 to 1163 code for a protein of 292 amino acids. The record is from RefSeq and is a predicted model, not a curated record. Gene Ontology annotation, molecular function: structural constituent of eye lens. Gene Ontology annotation, biological process: lens development in camera-type eye; visual perception. NCBI's taxonomy places the organism in Eukaryota, Metazoa, Chordata, Actinopteri, Beloniformes, Adrianichthyidae.